AUGGAAAUAGAAAACGUGACAUACGCUGACGUCGGUAGCUACCAAUGUUUGGCAGUGAACUCAGAAGGAUGGGCUUCGACAACUGCCCUUCUAAAGGUCAAAGGUAUAGAUACUGACAAGACUGAUGACACAUUGACAGUCCACAGAAUGACUUUCGAUCAAUCUGGUUCGAGAAAAGAUAGCAAUAAAAGACCCUUGGUUCUGGUAAACUUAGACAAGACAGAAAGCUUGGAUGAUUUUCUAAGCAUGGAUCAAAUUAAUCGCUCUUUAUCGCCGAAUGGAAUCCGCCAGAUAUCUAUGAAGGCUGUUUCUACUGGGAGUGCUACGGUCGAAGGUGGAAUGAGAAAAAUCUCCUUUCUUGGUUCUGAACCGAAUGAGAUUGAUAUAUCAGAUGAUAAUAUUACUCCAAAUCAAAACAUGUUUGAAACCGGACUUCCGUCUCAAUGUUUAGACGAAAAAGGUAUUGAUGACAGUGGAAAAGCACAAAACGUAGAUUUAGCUGAAACAGAUAGCGGCAAUUUUUCGUCGAGUAGUUCCAUAAAACAGCAAAAUGAAAACAAAGGAGGCAAAAUAACGAUAUCUAUCGAUGAAGUGAGUGACGACGAAGAUCUUCAUGCCGGACUGGAAGAUACGGUGGAGGAGCUUGCAAGUUUUCUUAAAGCAGACGACGAAUUCAACCGCACGAGGAGGUUGACAGGAGACAGUGGAAUAGCAGACGAUGAUUAUUCUCCUACGUCAUCAGAUGAAGAUGUAGAUCAUAUGGGAGACAAAAAAAGAGCAACUCGAAAACAUUCGGAACAACAUAACAAAAAACGUGCUAAAAAAAGUCCUUCCUGUGAUGACCUUGUCGAUGAUCAAUUCAUAAAAAGUGAAAACCACAUAAAUAAUGAAAAGCUUGAAUCGACGACAAACAUUUCCAAUGAUAAGGUGUCUCCAUGUGGAAUAAAUGUUGACCCUUUCGACAACAAAACUUCUUCUAGUACUUCGAAAAUGGAAGAUCAAAAUAGUGUUUCGGAAGUCGACAAACCUUCAUACAACAUCGACAAAAUUGGAUAUCCAGAUAAUGACGGCAAAACAGAAACUGAUGACAAACCAAUAUGUGGAAAUGAAAGUGAGGUUGAAAGCUUUGUACAAAACACCAAAACUAGAUUAAUAAAUGACAGGUUAAAAAAUGGCAUCACAAGUCAUCAACCAAAACAGAAGCCAAAUACAAUUGAAGAAAAGAACACUCAAUUUGAUGCACAAAACAUUAACAGCGAGGACGAUGGAGAGGAUAUUUUUCAUUCGGACGAAGAAGAACACAAGAUACUGGCAGAAAUUCGUCCAAACUUACACCUGAAAAAGCAAUUAUUUGACGAAACCACAAGUAACACGUUUUCGGCUGAAAGUUGGUCAGUUUAUGACAGUGGUCAUGACUGUACUCUUUCAGAGUCAAAUUUUGAUGCAUUUUCGUACCAGAAUGUAGACAUUGUAGAUGACAGUAAAUCUACCAGUAAUGAUGUUCGUAACAGCAUCGGAAAAGAUAAUAUGUGUGAUACUGCUGGACAAAAUGACAUUUCACAUAUUGACCGAACAGACAACAAAACUGAACAAAAUUUGAGUUGUGAUGGUAAGAUCAACGAUGAAAGGAAUGAAAAACUGGACCACUGUCAAGAAACAGAUUGUAGUAACAUCGAAAACACAACUACAGUGGAAAAGGCUUUCAAUAAAUCGGAGGACAUAACAUUCGUUAAAUCAGCCGAAAACAAAGGAAAAGAUAAUGUUGAUUUUGCCAAUGACAAUGUUAGCAAUGACGGAGAGCACGUGUUUCAUUCGGACGACGAAGAGCAUCGUAUUUUAGCAGAGAUUCGUCCAAAUUUACAUUUGAAGAAACCUUUGUUAGAUGAAACUAGGAGUAACACACUUUCUUUGAAGUCGGCAGAGAGCUGGUCCAUGUACGAAAGUUUCGAUGAUUAUAGUCUUUCCGAAACAAACUUGGACGCCCUCUCGUAUCAAAAUAUCGAUGAUGAGAAUUUUUUCUUAUGUAAAUUUGAGGAGAAAUCUAGCAAGAUUGGUGACCUUACAACUGACAACCGCAUUGAAGAUAUUCAAAAUGGAAAAGAAUCGGGCUUAAAUCAAGAAAAUAAAAUCAAAGAUGAAGAUUCUCGCCAAUCGCACAAAACCACAGAAAAAGAAUCGGAUGGCAAAAGUAAAAUUUCCGAAAAUAUUCUUGGAUUCAAAAUAGAAAGUCAAGCUGAUACAGACAAAAUCAAAAUGGACUCUAAUCAAUUAAACUGCGACAUCGGGGAUGAAAUACUCGAUACUGAAACACGACAAGACAACCCAACCGGUGUGUCCACUUCAAACAAUGAUGUAAAGGAAAAAUUAAAGACAGAUAUUGAUACUGAGGAAUCUAUCUGUAUAGAGAAUAAAGGAAAUAAAUUACUGACGGAUAACGAUGAUGACGAAUCGCUGUUAACCAAAGAUAAAACCAGCUGGAUAUUGAACAAUUCGGAGAUCGACAAAUCUGCUUAUUCAAACGACAAAGUCCCUAAUCUUGUGACAGAUAAUUGUGUCGAAAAAUUUCUUGAUACGGAUGAGACUGGAGGGAUAGUGGCUGAUAUUGAUUUCGACAUCACUGAAUCUCCUACCAAGAAGACGACACGUGGUUUAUUGACGGAUAGUGAUACAUCACUUAAAGGAGAAGGAAACAGUGACGAUAUUGGCGGACUGGUGGCAGAUUUUGAUAUCAAUGAAUCUUCUCACAAGGAUCCGACAAUUGAUUUAAAUAUCGAAGAAUCGAUCAAGGAUCAAAUUGGUGAGCUAGUUUAUGAUACUGAUAUUGAUAAAUCUAACAAAGAAAAAGGCAUUGGUAUUUCGACUGAUUUUUAUAUCGAUCAAUCUCCUACCAAAGAUGAGAUUGGUGAACUGGCAUCUGAUAAUGAUAUUGAUGAAUUUCCUAAUAAGGAUAAAAAUAUUGGUAUAUUGUCGGAUUUUGAUAUCGAUCAAUCGCUUAUCAAAGAGGUAAUUGGUGAGUUGGUGUCUGAUAUUGAUAUUGAUGAAUUUCCUUACAAGGAUAAAGCAAGUGGGAUAUUGUCGGAUAUAGAAACCAACACAUUAAGUAUAAAGGAUACAAUUGAUUGCCUAGUGGCUGAUAUUGAUGUUAAUGAAUCUCCUAACAAAGAUAGGGCGGGUGAGCAAUUGGUUGAUGUUAAUAUCGACAAAUCUCUUUCUAUCAAAGACAACAGAAUGCAAUUAUUGGCGGACAAUGAUAUAAGUGUAUCUCUUGACACUAAAGGUAAAAUGGAUGAGUCAUUGAGUGAAAAGGAUAUUGAUAAUCAAUAUCAGGGCAGUGACAUACUUAAACAGAAUGGUCCACCAAUAGACAGAAACAAAGAUAAUAAAACUGAACAGCUUUUUGCUCUGGGAGAUGACCAAACGCAUGUUGAAGAAAGUAACAAAAUCAUUCAGGAUUAUAAUGAGAAAUUUAGAUCACUUGGAAAGCACGAAAACGACAGGUCUUCGAAACAUGAAAAGAAUGAGAAUGAUGAAUCAGACCUGUUAACAGUUCAUCUUAGAGACACACCUUAUUCCUCUGACGAAUACAUUGACGACGAAUCUGAUGUUUCGGUGGAGGAAAUUGAGGAAGAAAGAUGUGACAUCCUGAAACAACUGGACCUUAGCGCAUAUGUAAUUAAUGACGCCUCGAGAAAGAAACAACUUCCAGUUUUGGAAGAAAAUACGUCACCAGAACUAUCAGACGAUAAUGAUUGUAAAAACGGCGUAUCAGAUUCAAUAAUAAACAAUACGAUUAAAGAUGAGGAAAUAUUUAGCCUCAGUUCGACUGGCAAUUCGAAGGCAGACGAAAAUAUUGAAAAAUUCAAUAUACACAAAAAAAGGAAUGAUAAUAAAGUCAACAAGAGUAUCAACAAAAAUAGCAUGAACGACAACCAAAAAUCUAAUGAUGAAAUGAAUAUAUACGACACUAGUGUCAACGAAGAACUAGAUCUCGCAUGUGACGAGUUUGAGAAAAGACAUGGUAUCAAAACAUUACAACAGCUACAUUCAAUACCUGCUUACGACGAAGUCAAUGAUGAAAGUAUUGGUCUAGAAAGUUUAUCGGAUACAAGACCCGCACUACCGAAUACUUUAUUCAUUGGUGAUAACCAAUCAUUGGCGUCCCUUAUGGGCCGUAUUGCAGCCGAAACAAAUACACAACAGAAUGCAUCCCCACCAGAAUUGGAAGAUAUUGAUUUCAAUGAUUUCGUAAACAUACUGGCGGUUGUUCCUGGAAAGGAGGCGCGUAUUUUACUGUCACCAAUCAGCGAAGAGGGAACCGUUUCCCAAAUUGCAGAAUCAGUCAAUUCUCUAAGCCCAGAGUCUGUGGAAGAACAUACCGUUAAGAAACCAAAGAGGCCAUCUUUGAUUGAUCUUACUGUAACAGAUACGGAUGGAGUUGUGGAACGCAUUAACCUUCAAAACAUAGAUGUCCUUCAAAGUUUUAGCAAGCUUCGUAAUUAUGAUCAACCUAUUGAAACUGGAACGGAGCAAAUACCACGAAUUGUGAAAGGACCAAGUAGCAUCACAGCAAUCGAUGGUGAAGAGAUCAUUCUUCAAUGGACCAUUACAGGGUUUCCUGAACCAGAAGUUGUUAUUUUCAAAGAUGGAGAAACAUUGGAUAUAUGUGAUGGAAUAACACUAGAAAAUGAUAAAAACACGUGGACUCUUCAGAUCCCGUAUGGUAUGAAGGAGGACGCUGGUUUAUACGAAAUAUGUGCCGUUAAUUCAUCUGGGAAUGACAUCCUAAAGACCAGGGUUUAUGUAAAAAAUGCGAAAAAUUCACCAGUUAGAGAAGACGAAUUUAACAAUGAUCAAAGAGAAGAGCAAACUGGUGUCCCAGAAUUCCUAAAAACUCCAAGCAAUGUGGAAGUCAUAGAAGGGGACAUUAUCCAUGUUGAAUGUCAGAUAACAGGUGAUCCUAGCCCACAGAUUGUGUGGUUUAAGAAUGGAGAACUGUUCUACCCAGAGGAGAGGGUGGAGAUAUUACAAGAUUCUACAAGGUGCCAACUUAUUAUACAACAAACAGAACCAGAUGAUGCUGGAAUUUACAUGUGUAGAGCCUCUAAUUCUGUUGGGGUUAACCAAGUACAGUUCACUGUCUGUGUCACUGAUCAGGGUUAA
This is a messenger RNA of Mytilus californianus (California mussel), 5160 nucleotides long. RefSeq lists its product as uncharacterized. Lineage: Eukaryota; Metazoa; Mollusca; Bivalvia; Mytilida; Mytilidae. The record is from RefSeq and is a predicted model, not a curated record. The transcript has 6 exons. Bases 1 to 5160 code for a protein of 1719 amino acids.